CUCUCGAUGACGUCACCACCCUAGGUGACGUUGCGCGGCUACGGGAGGCCGAGGAGUUCAAAACGGCCGAGGCGGCGCGAUUCGUUUCACCUCCUCCCUGGCGUAGUGACUUCUGAAGUCAGUUGACCUUCAUUCGCUCCGAUCCAAUUGCUCCUACCUCUCAGCGACCACUCUCCUCCGCUCUCCUCCGCUCAUCGGCGCAGCGUACUUGCGGGUCGACGAGCGUUGCUGGCGGUCACACCCCGCACACGGAUGACGACAGCGAUGGACUCCGCUCACGCCACCUCGCAGUUCCAGGCUCAGGUUCAGCUGGAGAUCGAGAAGUCCAUGGACCAUGAGCUCAAGAAGCUGAUGCACACGUGCAGCAAGGACCAGCUGGAGGCCGUUCAGAGGGACUUCAAUGGGUUCCAGAAGCUGUUCCACCGCUUCCUCGGGGAGAAGGGGCCUUCGCUCAACUGGGAGAAGAUCCAGCGUCCGCCCGAGGGCUCGAUCGAGCCGUACGAGAGUAUCCGCAGCCGGCAGCUGCCCUCGGACCUGGCGUCGCUGCUCAACAAGCUGGUGGUGGUGAAGCUCAACGGGGGCCUGGGCACCAGCAUGGGAUGCAAGGGCCCCAAGAGUCUCAUCGGCGUGCGCAGCGACAACACCUUCCUGGACCUCACCGUGCAGCAGAUCGAGCACCUCAACAAGACGCACAAGAGCGAGGUUCCGCUGGUGCUGAUGAACUCCUUCAACACGGACGAGGACACGCAGAAGAUCCUGCAGAAGUACGGGCACUUCCAGGUCAAGAUCUACACCUUCAACCAGAGCAGGUACCCGCGCAUCAACAAGGAGACGCUGCUGCCCGUGGCGGAGAACGUGUCGUGCGUGGGUGGCGCCAGCGAGGCGUGGUACCCGCCGGGCCACGGCGACAUCUACGACAGCUUCCGCAACUCGGGCCUGCUGGACAAGCUGCUGGCGCAGGGCAAGGAGUUCCUCUUCGUCUCCAACAUCGACAACCUGGGCGCCACCGUCGACCUGCACAUCCUCAACCACCUGGUGAACCCGCCCAACGGCAAGCGCUGCGAGUUCGUCAUGGAGGUCACCGACAAGACACGCGCCGACGUCAAGGGCGGUACGCUGAUGCAGUACGACGGGAAGCUGCGCCUGCUGGAGAUCGCGCAGGUGCCCAAGGACCGCGUGGACGAGUUCAAGUCGGUGACCAAGUUCAAGAUCUUCAACACCAACAACCUAUGGAUCUCGCUCGGAGCCAUCAAGAGGAACACGGACCUGGACAUGGAGGUCAUCGUGAACCCCAAGACCCUGGACGGGGGCCUGAACGUGAUCCAGCUGGAGACGGCCGUGGGUGCUGCCCUCAAGAACUUCGACAACGCGCUGGGCAUCAACGUGCCCCGCUCGCGCUUCCUGCCCGUCAAGACGACCUCCGACCUGCUGCUCGUCAUGUCCAACCUGUACAGCCUGAGCGCCGGCUCGCUCACCAUGAGCGACGCGCGCGAGUUCAAGACGGUGCCGCUCGUCAAGCUCGGCAGCUCCUUCACCAAGGUGCAAGACUACCUGCGCCGCUUUGCCAGCAUCCCCGACAUGCUGGAGCUGGACCACCUCACCGUGUCCGGGGACGUCACCUUCGGCAAGGGCGUCGUGCUCAAGGGCACGGUGAUCAUCAUCGCAAACCACGGUGACCGCAUCGACAUCCCCACGGGGGCCCUCCUCGAGAACAAGAUCGUGUCGGGCAAUCUCCGCAUCCUGGACCACUGAGGAGUCGCCCGCCCCGCGGCAACGGCGUCGCCGCGGCGGCGGGGUAGCCGCGGCAACGAAGUAUCCACGACGAGGGCGACGCCGAUGGCGACGGUCGCGCGUCGCCCAGCCCGCUCCAUGUCUCGCGCUCGGCUCGUCGUCGCCUCCCUCCGCCUCGCUCGCCCGGCGCGUCGCCGUGCGCCGGUGACGCGUCGCCGUGCGCCGGUGACGCGUCGCCGUGCGCCGGUGACGCGUCGCCGUGCGCCGGUGACGCGUCGCCGUGCGCCGGCGACGCGUCGCCGCCGGCUUUAGGCAGCGGUCGGCGGUCGGUGGCGAGCGACGUCCGAGCCGUCACCCCCGCCCCUCCCCAAGUGUCCGCUCCGUUUGCCGGCGUGGUGAAGUAUGGUCGGACGAAACCACGUGACUUGACACGCCGUAGCGAUGCCGUCGUCCAGCAAGGCGGAUCGAUGGAGCGGCUGUAAUAAAUAUUUAUGUAGUCU
Molecule: messenger RNA, 2231 nt
Organism: Petromyzon marinus (sea lamprey)
Lineage: Eukaryota; Metazoa; Chordata; Hyperoartia; Petromyzontiformes; Petromyzontidae
Source: RefSeq, a predicted model, not a curated record